AUGGCAUCUUCAUCCUCCUCCUUGCCUCCGACGACGGAGAGUAAUAACACAAGUCCAUGUUGGUUUCUUCGGGAUGAUUCUUGUAAUAACACCACCCCUAGAGGAAUAACAGAAACACUUCUGGAUCCCACUCAUCAGAAUCAACAACAAGAUGAAACUCAUAUUGCCUCUCAUCAUACCAAUUAUACUCACUCUAUUUUACUCUACGUGAAUGGAAUCAAGCAUCAAUUGAGUUGUCCCAAUCCCGAGCUCACUCUCUCACAAUAUUUACGGAAUGAGCUACGGCUCACGGGCACAAAAAUUGGUUGUAACGAGGGAGGAUGUGGCUCGUGUAUUGUCAUGGUACAACAUUAUGAUCAUCGGACUCAAUCGGUAGUGAGUAGAAGUGUUAAUUCAUGUUUAUUUCCAUUGAUGGAGUGUGAUGGAUGUCAUGUCGUUACAGUUGAAGGAGUUGGCUCGACUCGUGAUGAUAUGCUGCAUUUAAUUCAAAAGAGAAUUAGAGAAUUUAAUGGAUCACAGUGCGGAUUUUGUACACCUGGAUUUGUGAUGAGUUUGUAUACCUUGCUCAGAAACAAUCCAAAGCCAUCUCUUGAUGAAAUUGAAAGAGCUAUGGACGGAAAUUUGUGUCGAUGUACAGGCUACAGACCAAUAUUGGAUGCAGCACGUUCUUUGGUUGGAUGCGGCAUGGAAAAUUGCUGUCAAAAUUCAAACAAGUCAUCAUGCAAUUCGAAAGGAUGUGGCAUGGAUAAUUGUUGUCAAAAUAAUGCAAAACAAAACAACCCUAGCGACUGCUGUAGCGGCAAAAGCAGUGAUGCAAAAGAAUCAUCAUCGGAGCAAUCAACAACCAAAGCAGAUCCACUAUUUCCGUUUGAAUUGAGAAAUUACAAAUACAAACCUCUCAGAGUCAACAAUGCAAGAUCUUUGUCUCAUGCGACUAAACCACUCAUGUGGUAUAGACCUACAACGUUGGAAAACUUUUUAGAAAUUUUGCAGAGACAUCCAAAGGAGCACAAGAGAUUUAUUGUCGGUAACACAGAAAUUGCAAUUGAACAAAGAAUGAAAAACAAACAUUUCCCAGUGGUAAUUCAGCCCACUCACAUUAAGGAAUUGUUAGAAAUGAAAGCUGUGUACAAUGGAGAUUCAGGUGAGGCCUCUCAUUUGAUAUUGGGAGCGAGUAUUACUCUCACCAGAAUGGAGGAAUUUUUACGGGAACAGCAAGAGUUACUUCCACCUCAUCAAGCCAAGGCUCUUGAUUGCAUUCUUGAUCAAUUGAAAUAUUUUGCCUCUACUUCCAUUCGAAAUACUGCGUGCCUUGCAGGUAACAUAGUAACUGCAAGCCCAGUAAGUGAUUUAAAUCCAUUAUGGAUAGCAUUGGAUUGUAAACUUAAAAUCAUGCAUAUGGAUGGACAUGUGAAAACUGUUGAUUUUAAAGAUUUCUUUAUUGGCUAUAGAGAGGUUCAAUUGAAAAAGAGUGAAUUAAUCAUUCAUUUGGAGCUUCCUCUUCCAAGCAGCACUUGUAAAGUUGCAAAUGAUUCCAUUCAAACGUGUGAUCUAAUUACUAAGGCCUACAAACAAUCGAAAAGACGAGAAGAUGACAUUGCGGUUGUGACUGCUGGUAUGAAAAUUAGAAUUGAACGAGAGAGUCAUAUUGUGAGGGAUAUUAGAUUGGUGUAUGGAGGAAUGAAUGCAUAUACAGUGUCAGCUGAAAAGACUCGCUCUUUCUUGAUCGGAAAACAAUUUUCAAAACAAGCAUUCGACGAGUCACUCAGCUAUCUUGCCGAAGAUUUACCGCUCGACAAGAAUGCACCUGGAGGAAUGAUAGAAUAUCGAAAGGCCUUAUCUUUUUCUUUCUACUACAAGUUUUACCUCUAUGUGACAAAAACUUUGAAUAUUCGAGAAUUGACCGAGGAUGAAAAUUCUGCUCUCUUAGAUCAAUACUAUAUUGAAAGAGAUUUUCCUGUUGGGCAACAAAUAUUUAAGCCACUCCAAAUUGGCGCAAGUGUUGGACAACCUCUUCCACACCAAUCAGCUCAUUUACAAGUAUCAGGCGAGGCAAAAUUCGUAGAUGACAUUCUUCCCUUCUAUGGAGAAGUUUAUGCUGCACUUGUUCUUUCCACAAAACCUCUCGCAAAAAUUGUCUCUGUCAAUACUGAGAAGGCUCUCCAAAUGAAUGGAGUUUUAGGAUUUGUCGACCACAAAGAUGUAAAGGGCAUCAACAAAAUUGGUGUUGUCAUUCCACACGAAGAGGAGUUAUUUAAAUCACAAUAUUGUACAAGUACAGGGCAACUCAUUGGAAUGAUCGUUGCCGAGUCGGAGCUUCAAGCAAAGAACGCUGCUCGUGAGGUUGUCAUUGAAUAUGAAACUUUGCAAGAUCAACAACCCAUUUUCACAAUUCGCCAAGCACUUGAGCAUCAAUCGUUCCAUGUGAAGGAAAAGAGAAUAUCAUCACAAGCUCCCUCAUUGAUGAAUCCACAACUCAACAAGCACGCUCCUGAAUUAAUUCAAGAAAUUUCAAACAAUCCUCAACUUGAAAAAGAUCAUGUUCUUGUUGAGGGUGACACCUACACAAACACAGCUCAAGAACAUUUCUAUGUGGAACCAUAUGCUGCUGUGGUGAUUCCUAACUUUCCUGAAUUAGGUGAAUAUCAAGUGUAUUGUACCACUCAGGACUGUUCACACACUCAAAUGACAGUUGCUGAAGUUCUCAAUAUUCCUAGUAAUAAGGUUGUUGCUUCUGUGAAACGACUUGGAGGUGGAUUUGGAGGAAAAGAAUCGAAACCUACAUACCUUGCAGCUGCAGUAGCAGUAGCUGCUCAAAAAUUCCAGAGACCUGUUCGUAUUAUUCUAGACCGAGAUGUCGACAUGUCUACCACAGGUCAACGGCAUCCAUUCUUUGCCAAAUACAAAGCAGCUUUAAACAAGUCAACCUUAAAAAUUGAAGCUUUGGAUGUUGAAAUCAUUUCUAAUGGAGGAUACAGCAUGGACCUGAGUGAAAGCGUUCUCAAUCGAGCCAUGCAAAGCGUUGACAAUUGUUAUUUCGUUCCUGCUUCAAAGAUAACUGGACGAGUGUGUAAAACCAAUGUUCAAUCGAAUACGGCAUUCAGAGGAUUUGGUGGACCUCAGUCCCUUAUCGCAAUAGAAACUGUCAUUGAUCAUUUGUCACACGCUCUCUAUAGCCAACUCGAUACAACUUCACAACAAACCACUAGCCCUUACAAAUUGGCCAUGUCGAUCCGAGAAGCCAAUUUCUACACCUCUCAAAAUUCCAUCACUCCAUUCCAAAUGAAAAUUGAAGACACUGAUCGAAUUCACACGUUAUGGAAUCAAACCAAAGAAUGUGCCAAUUACGAGCAACGUCUGAAAGAAAUUGAAGAUUUCAACUCGAAACACAGAUAUCGUAAAAAAGGAAUCUCCAUGCUUCCUGUGAAAUUUGGCAUUGCCUUUGGAGCUCCCUUCUUGAACCAAGGAGGUGCCUUUAUUAAUAUUUAUCACAAUGAUGGUUCUGUAUUAUUGAGCACGGGCGGUGUUUGUAUGGGACAAGGUCUCUUUAUCAAAUUGAUUCAGGUUGCAUCGACUGCGCUUGGCAUUCCUCCUGAACUCAUUCACAUUAAGGAUACAUCGAGCGAUAAGAUUCCUAACGGGUCAGCCACUGCUGCAAGUGCUUCGAGUGAUUUAUAUGGACAAGCAGUGAUCAAUGCUUGCAAUGUGAUUAAUAAGCGUUUGGAUGCUCUCAAGAAGGAGUUGUUCCCAGAAUUAUUCGCAAAUUAUGUUCUUGAUGAAAAGGACAAACUUCAUGCUCCACCGGUUCUAACUACAGAACAAUGGAUUGAAUUGGUUGAUAAGGCCUAUUACAAGGGAGAUAUCUCACUCAGCGCCACUGGAUUCUACCACACUUCACAGGUGUGGAUGGAUUGGGAGAAGGGCAUUGGAAGGCCUUUCGAAUAUUUCACUUAUGGAUGUGCUGCUAGUGAAGUCGAAAUUGACACACUCACUGGAGAUUGGACCGUGAAACGUACAGAUAUCGUCAUGGAUGUAGGAAAUAGCUUGAAUCCUGCUAUCGACAUUGGUCAAAUUGAGGGAGCUUUUAUUCAAGGAAUGGGAUUGUUUACAAUGGAGGAAUUUAUGUGGGGAGAUGAAUCACACACUUGGAUUCAACCAGGUCAAUGCUUUACCAAAGGACCUGGUGCUUACAAAAUUCCAUCAGCAGGUGACAUUCCAUGCGUGUUUAAUGUUCACCUGUUAAAAGAUUCUCUCAAUCCCAAAGCAACCUAUAGCUCGAAAGGUAUUGGAGAACCUCCUCUUGGUUUGGGAGCAACUGUGUUCUUUGCUAUCAAACAAGCUGUCGAAAGUGCUCGAAGAGAUGCUGGAAUUACUAGUUACUGUAAAUUGGAACCUCCAGCAACAACGGAGAAAAUUAGAGUUGCCUGUUAUGACAAGUUUGUUGAGCGAUUUGUGGAAGAUGAGAACACUAGAAUUAAGUGUAGUUACUAG
Naegleria lovaniensis is the source of this 4491-nucleotide messenger RNA. RefSeq lists its product as uncharacterized. The transcript is spliced from 7 exons. NCBI's taxonomy places the organism in Eukaryota, Heterolobosea, Eutetramitea, Acrasida, Naegleriidae. The coding region runs from base 1 to 4491 and encodes 1496 amino acids. The record is from RefSeq and is a predicted model, not a curated record. Gene Ontology annotation, molecular function: FAD binding; 2 iron, 2 sulfur cluster binding; iron ion binding.